Molecule: messenger RNA, 775 nt
Organism: Funneliformis mosseae
Lineage: Eukaryota; Fungi; Glomeromycota; Glomeromycetes; Glomerales; Glomeraceae
Source: the annotation of a GenBank genome assembly
UUCUUCUACGUCUCAGGAUAUGCAAGCUGUGCAAGUUGUACAAGUUGUACAUGAUGUUCAAAAUUCUCAAAGUUCUCCAAUUAACCAUGAUGUUCAAAGUAAUCCGAUUGUUCAAGAUAAUCAAAAUGUACAGAACGAUCAAAACGUUCCAAUUGUUCAGGGUAUUCCUCCUACGGUUCAUGAUGUGCAAAGCGUUCACGACGUUCAAAAUGUUCAAAGUUCCGAAAUUGUACAAAAUGAACAAAGUGUUCAAAACAUUCAAAUCUCCCAGAACGUUCCAAUUCUCCAAAACGAGCAAAACUUUCAUAAAGUUCCGGAUGUUCAAAGCGUUCCUUUCGUUCAGGAUGUGCAAAAUGUUCAGAACGAUCCUAAUGUUCAAAACGCUCAAGUUUUUCAGGGUAUGCAGAGUGCUCAACAUCCCAUGAUUAUAGAUCAGGAUAAUUCUCAGCUACCUGAACUGCAAAAAACGGAACAAGCAACUAACGAGACUGAUCAAGUUUCACCUGAAGUAGCAUCAUCAAUGGAAGUUCUAACACAACAAUUACAACAAUCAUCGAUUCCUCUCGUUCAAAGUGUAUCAGAUGCAACGACGGAAGUUACUAUUGUAGCCCCUACCGGUGAUGACGUUCAACAAAUGGAAACUUCGGCUGCCGCAAACGUUAAUGCAUUUGAUUAUGAAGAUGCGAUAAAGAAAGCUCACGCUAUCGCGGCGAAAUUACUUAAUAAUGAAGGUGUAGCUGUUGUUCCAUUUUUUUAUUUUUCUAAACUUGGUUGA